AUGCUAGCCUCCAAAACAGCCCUCCGCACGGGCCGCGCGGCCGGCGUGCGCACGCUCGUGACGUCGUCGGACCUGCCCAACGGCGUGAACGCCGUGUCGACGGCCUUCAACGGCCCCGUGGCCUCGGUCGCCCUCUUCAGCGACCUCGGCACGCGCAGCGAGACGCCGGCGACGAACGGCGCCCUCGCCGUCGUCGCCCAGGCGCGCGCCGCCGCCGCGGGCGCCGCCGUCGCCAAACUCGGCGGCGCCGUCACCGGCGCGGCGACGCGCGACGGGAGCUCGCUCGUCGCGACGGUGCUCAAGGAGCACGCGCCCGCGGCGGCCGCCGCGCUCGCGGCCGCGGCCGCCGAGGCCCCGUCGGCCGCGGCCUUCGAGGCCGCCAAGGCGACCGUCCUCGCCGCCCAGGGCGGCAUGGUCGAGGAGGUCCACGGCUGCGCCUACCUCGAGGCGCCCUACGGCCUCCCGGCGAACGGCACCGCCGCGUCGCUGGCGAACGUCACGCACACGGACGCCGCGGCCCUCCUCGCGGCGCCGACGGCCUACACGGCCGUCGGC
This is a messenger RNA of Aureococcus anophagefferens, 555 nucleotides long. RefSeq lists its product as hypothetical. The transcript has a single exon. The record is from RefSeq and is a predicted model, not a curated record. Lineage: Eukaryota; Pelagophyceae; Pelagomonadales; Pelagomonadaceae. The annotation marks the transcript as partial. Gene Ontology annotation, molecular function: metal ion binding.